AUGAGAAGUGUCUACAACCAAAUGCAUAAAGGUCUUCAUUUCCAAACCCGAGCAAAGGUAGAUGAAUCGGAGGAAGAUUCAGACGACGAACAAGAUGAUGAAGAAGAAGAGCAUACAGUGAGCAACGUCGAAGCAGAAUCAUCCAAAAGAAAUCUGAAUGCAGAAGACCUGAUUCUUCCGUUCAAUUGCUGCCAUGAUUAUAAAAAGUGGACGGUAAAUCUGCACCGAGUGCUUCUCACCGACAACGGAUCCAAUUUCAAGUCAACACUAUUUGAGAGUGUUCUACAACUUUUGGAAGUAAAACAUUCUCUAACGGCUCCGUAUCAUAAAUCUGCAAACGGAACCAUCGAGAGAGUGCAUCGAACAAUUGAGGAGUCGCUGUCUUCGUUCGUAAACUCCAAACAAACCGACUGGGACCAGAAAUUGCCGUUCAUCAUUUUCUCUAUCAAUUCAUCGCAUCAUGCCGUGACCAAAGUAAGUCCUCAUCGUGCACUUUUUGGUAGAGAAUUAACAACGCCGGAAGAUAUUCAACUGGGACCAAAACCAAAAGAUUGCAUUGGUUCAUCGUACUUGGACCUUGAAGAUUUUGAGGAAUGUCUUAAAAGACAUCUUCAAGAUCUCCACAUCAUCAUACAAGGAAGAAUCAAGGAUCAAAUCGGACGGAACAAGGAAAGGCACAUGAAAACGCAUCGUGUCAAAGAAAGGAAAGUGCAACUGGGAAGCAAAAUUUUCAAUGGUCCGUUUGAAGUGUUGAAGGUGGACAGAUACAAUGUCGAGUAUGCCGAUGGAGAGAAGAGGAAGAUUGCGAAUACAGAUGAUGUUCGAUUGGAAGGAAGCGGAGAAGAGGAAAUAUCAGAAGGGGAAGACGAUGAAGAAACCCAGGAGGUACCAGAAGAGUCAGAAGAGGAUGAAGACGAUGGAUCAUCAGGAACGGAUCGAAGAAGUUCAAAAAGAAUCGAUGGAAUCAAGAGGAAAGGAAGGAAACGUCAUGAAAAUGGGAGCAACAACAAUGGAAAGCGAGGAGGAUUCCAGAAUCGGAAGACCAAAAGCAGAAACGACGAAACCGACAGCAGCAACAAUCUCAGAAGAUCAGAGAGGAUCAAAAACAAAAGAUUUAGUCGAUUCAAAAGUUUAUCAAUGUUCAAAGUAAUGUAUUGUACUGUCUCUUCAUCAUGCUCUUCUCAACUCGACCUCGCUCACGACUCGAAAACAAGUCAAGAUCAUCACUGUAUGGAUCAUCCCACGGACUAUGAUAAGAUGUCAAACGCAAAUGUCAAUGAUGAACGCAAAUUUCAAAACGAUAAACUCGAAUAUCAAAAUGCUGAAUGUUUGAAUGAAUACGAUGUCAAGAUAUGGUCAAUGGCAAGGAGAACAGUUCGAAGAAGUCGAUCGAGGCGCUCGACAUUAAGGAGCGAUGGGAUGUUACCCGAGGGACCGCCUCUUUAUGCGCGUUCCUCGGGCGGACAAGCGGUCAGUCGGUGCGAGGAAGAGGAGAGGGAGAUGUGA
This is a messenger RNA of Caenorhabditis briggsae, 1506 nucleotides long. The coding region runs from base 1 to 1506 and encodes 501 amino acids. The record is from RefSeq and is a predicted model, not a curated record. Gene Ontology annotation, molecular function: nucleic acid binding. Lineage: Eukaryota; Metazoa; Nematoda; Chromadorea; Rhabditida; Rhabditidae. The transcript has 6 exons. Gene Ontology annotation, biological process: DNA integration.